ACUACACCACCACGAAAGCUUACUGAUUUUCAUUUGCUAAUUGUUUUUACUAAUUGUUGUUUUCUCAAUUAGGAUAGUUGUUAAAAAACUUCUUAUAAACAUUUUAUCUGUAAAGGGUGAAGUGAACACUAACAAAUAAAACAAUGCUCCGAGCAACUGCAUUUCCGGCACCGAACAAUUCCGUGGCGGUUCUCUCUGGAAACAACACGUGUCCUUAUCUUGAAACCACACGUGUCAUUUAUCCUCGCUCUUCUUUCAUUUCGAGGUUCAACCUCCUACAUUUCCGGCAACUCCACGUCAAGUGUCCCCGCGCCGUACGCGGCGGUGGUGGAUUCGUCCCGGUGGCGAAGAAGCGAGGAAGUGGAAGCGUGAACCUAGUUGAAAUUGAGGGAGAUUUCAACGACGAAACUGACGAGGAUGUUAGUUACGAAUACGAUGAAGAAGACGAAGAGGAGGUUGCUGAUGAUGAGGAUGAGGAUGAGGAUGAAGAAGAGAUAGUUUCGUCUGAUGUGAGGAGAAAAUGGUUUGAGAACAAGCCGAAGGGGUUUGGUGAAGGGAAAGUGUAUGACACUAAAAUCGAAGAUAAGCUGUUUGAAGAAUUGCAGCAAAGUAAACGAGCACAAGCUGCUAAUUUGAAAAGGCUUAAAACAAAUCCUAUCAAAACUGCCUCCAAAAAUGAUGCCCAGAAUAAGAUAGAUGAAAAAGUUGUUCCUAUCCUAAGCCGAGUGCGUUUGGUGAAUCUACCAAAGAAAAGGAAAAUCGAUAGGGAUUUGAAAUCAGCUUUUCAAGGGAUUCGGGGGAUAACACAAAUAGUCCCUGCUGUUAUUGGAAACAAGAAGACAAGGGAUCCUAUCUGCAAGGGUUUUGCUUUUGUUGAUUUCACGCAUGAAGAAGAUGCAGUUAGGUUUGUAGAGUUAUACACCGGAAAAACUAUUACUUUUGGCAAAAUUCAGAAGCAGAUAAAAUGCGAGUUUGUAAAUGAACAGUCUUCCUCUUCUUCUCUUGAAUUAAGAAAAAAUCACAAGACUGCUCUGCCUCUCUUGCCAUCCUUUGAAGAAGAUUCAAAUGAGGAUUCUAAUAUGGAUGAUUCUGCCCUAGGUACCUGGGAAGAAACCGAUUUAGAAUUAGAUAAUGCAGAUGAGCAACGGGAAAGUGAUGGGGAGAGUGAAGAGUUUGCCACUGCUUUGAAGUUGGAUAGUGAUGACAGAGUAGGAAUGAUAAAUAAUUCGGAAAACAAGUCACUUCCCUCGAAACAGGUUGAUGGAAAGAAGAAAGCACCGGUCAAAGUUGGAAAAAAGAACGCCCCUAAGAAAAAACCAAGUACAAAAGAGAACGCAAAAAAGGUUUUAGAUGUUUCUGGAUCUGCGAAAAGGUUAAAGAUCAAGGAAAAGGCUUCAUUGAGUGACGUUUUCUCCAAGUACGGAUCAAAAACUGCCCUGGCUUCAAAGGAUAAUUAGUAAUUUGUUAGUGACCAGUCUAAACCAUCACCCAGUAUACUAAGAGAUUUUUAGUUAGCCAUGAAAGCCAAUUUUUGUUUAGUGGAAAAUGUAGUAGUGGCUUAGUGCAGUAUUGUUGUACUAUAAAUGGAUGAUCCUGUAUUAUUAAUUGUUAUGAAUAUCAAAACAUUCUAUUUCCA
Vicia villosa (hairy vetch) is the source of this 1636-nucleotide messenger RNA. RefSeq names its product stress response protein NST1. Gene Ontology annotation, molecular function: RNA binding. The coding region runs from base 144 to 1457 and encodes 437 amino acids. The transcript has 4 exons. Lineage: Eukaryota; Viridiplantae; Streptophyta; Magnoliopsida; Fabales; Fabaceae. The record is from RefSeq and is a predicted model, not a curated record.